Molecule: messenger RNA, 1120 nt
Organism: Eremomyces bilateralis CBS 781.70
Lineage: Eukaryota; Fungi; Ascomycota; Dothideomycetes; Eremomycetales; Eremomycetaceae
Exons: 1
Coding region: 77-793 (238 amino acids)
Source: RefSeq, a predicted model, not a curated record
CAAGCGAUGAUUCGAUACUUCAGGGAAUCAUACCAAAUCUCAGAACCGUAAGUGAGAACAACAGUAGGAUAUUGCAAUGGCUUUCACGAUGUUCUUCGUAUCUCAUCGAAGAGCCCUUAUCAUAGUCCUUGUCUUCGUCUUCCUAUAUCUGUCAACUUCCUUUCGCAAUGUCAAAAGUCCUUCAUUACUCGGUCUAAGUUCCACCCCUUCGCUCAAUCCGCAACGACAUCCGAUAGAACAUCUCAUCCUCGAGGCGCUCAGUGACUUCCAACGUAUAUUGGAACACGAGUCCCAUACGCUGAGCGAUGCGGCAAAAGCAUACCGCCAACGACGGGGUCGACAUCCGCCUCCGCAAUUCGAUUCCUGGUUCAAGUUCGAGGAGUCCCAGAACGCAACCAUCAUCGAGGAGCUGUUCGACCAGAUCUACGAGGACUUGGAGCCGUUCUGGGGGAUGUCCCAGAUGGGCGUCCGGCAAGCGGCGAGGAGGGUCGAUAUGAGGAAAAUUCGGAUCCACGAUGGCGUCGUGACUGGCGAAGGAGAUACGGACGACGGGGAUUUGCAUCGAUGGGUGCAGGCGCUGUCGAAUAUCUCCGUGUCGUUACCAGACGUCACACUACCGAUCAAUGGAAUGACGCAGGCCCGCGUGCUCGCCAGCUGGGAAGACGUGUGUGCCAGUAUGGCCACAGCCUCCCGAUCGGAGACUUCGCCUUCAGAAACGAAGCGGGAAUUCAACCGCCCCAAGGAUACCGAAGACCUGCUCGAAAUCGGCAACCCGGACUGGAUUAGAAAUUAGCCGUACUGGCAACUCCUCCACCCCGCCUGCCCACCCAUCAGCCCAGCCCGCCAGGGCGGCGAAAAAUACCCCCCCUCCGAUCCUGAGGACGCCAUCGCCAUCCUCCCGAGCCACCUGGUGCCAUACUCCUACCGCGGCUACAUCUCCACUGGAAGCACGCGACGUCCCCCUGCUACCGGCCCCCAUUCUCCGGAUCCCGUUCCUGGCACCACGCCCACUCCGACGUCGCCUUCGCCCACCUCGAUUGCCCCGAAACCGUCACGAACGCCUCCACUCCAUCCACGGAAACCAGCGCACCAUGCCCGCAACUCGCCUCCUUCCAUCCGA